Molecule: messenger RNA, 387 nt
Organism: Cooperia oncophora
Lineage: Eukaryota; Metazoa; Nematoda; Chromadorea; Rhabditida; Trichostrongylidae
Source: the annotation of a GenBank genome assembly
AUGAGGACUGCACUUGUCGUCCUUGCCACGUUGGUGAUCGUUCACGCCUCGCUUUUUGGAAAGAAGAAGGAAGACUACUGCAAGGACAACGAGCCAGAAUUCUGCAAGGAAAAGGUCCCGAAAGGAUUUUGUACAUCACAGUUCCACACACCGGAACAAAUCAAGGCGAAAUGCAUGAAAUCGUGUGAGUUGUGCUGUGGGGACAGAGAUCCUGAAGAAUGCCAGAAGAAGAAGGCGGAGAUCGAAGAUUUUUGCGAGUCGAAAUUCAUAGAAGAAAAGAAGCUCAAGGCAAUGUGUGGCGCUACAUGUAACCUGUGCAACGAAAAACCGAAGGGACCUUAUGAUGAUUACGCCAUUCCGGUGUCGGAGCGCCAACCCUGGGUUUAG